This is a messenger RNA of Daucus carota subsp. sativus, 3437 nucleotides long. Its product is annotated as extra-large guanine nucleotide-binding protein 1. Gene Ontology annotation, molecular function: GTPase activity; guanyl nucleotide binding; G-protein beta/gamma-subunit complex binding. The record is from RefSeq and is a predicted model, not a curated record. The transcript is spliced from 9 exons. Gene Ontology annotation, biological process: G protein-coupled receptor signaling pathway. The coding region runs from base 193 to 3126 and encodes 977 amino acids. NCBI's taxonomy places the organism in Eukaryota, Viridiplantae, Streptophyta, Magnoliopsida, Apiales, Apiaceae.
AAACAAAAUACUGUAACAGUAACAUAUACACACAACUACACCAAACAGAUAUACACAUAAAGUUAAAGAUAAAAUCUAAAGUGUACACAUCUUUACCGCUCUGUGUUUUCACUUUCCUCUCUUGCCGUCCCCAAUUUCUACACAUCUACGCAACCACACCUUUGGAUUCCUCACUCUCAAUCUGUGGUAGAGAUGCCGCCGGGAAGGGGGAGUGGUGUAUCUGAUGUGGAUGGAGUUCCGUAUUCGUUUGCUAUGGAGUACCAUGGCCCGCCUAUUGCUGGUAGGGAUCUUCCACGUGCGGUUCCGAUUAAGGUUGAUAGGAUUCCGGUGGCUUCGGUUGUUAGUCAGGUUGGUUUUCCUGAUAAGUUGUCACUGCCGGUUGUGCAGCCUAUAUCGGCUUCGGAUUUUGCUAUGAAGUAUUCGAAGGAGUUUAAGUUGGGGGCUAAAGUUGUGAUUUCGCCUGUAUCGGUGAUGGAGUUUGAGCAGAAAGAUGGGAGUGAUGAUGAUUGUGUAGCUAAAGAGAAAGAUGGUUUAAUAUCUGGAAUUAGUGUUUCUACGAAUGCAGUAAAAGUGUUGGAGGAAGCACGGGUAGGUUUGGGUGAUUUUGCUGUGUCGGGCGAAUUAAGUAGUUCAGGUACUUUGGAGUUGGGUGAUGGGCAGUAUGGAUCUAGUGAGUUUUCUGAUGUGAUAAAUAGUUCGACUGAGCUUGAGACACCCUCUAUUAGUCACUCAAUUGAUUUAUUAGCUGGAGGUGGAAGCUCGGGGACAUUGGGAUUUUCAGACAGCUUUGACCAGUCAAGAGAGCUAUCAGGGAGCUCAGCGGCACUCAGGGAUUCAAAUGGUUGCAAGGAGACCUUAGAUUUUAACGAUUUAAAUCAAUCAGGUUGGAUCUCUACAGAAUCAGAGCUCAGCUCAGCAUAUCCAUCUUCUCGGGUUUCUUCUCAUAAAACUGGUAAUUACGUCGACGAAACUACAUGUGAUGAAAGACACACCCCCGUUGUAACUUUUCGUGAUGUUGAAUCAGUAGAAGGAGAUAUUUCUGAGGAAUAUAGACAGAUUAAACCUGAUAUCGUUCGACUAAGGAGUGGAUCCGAGGUCAAAGUCAAGAAAGGAGCAUGUUACCGGUGCUUUAAAGGAUAUAGAUUUACAGAGAAGGAGGUCUGCAUUGUUUGUGAUGCAAAAUAUUGUAUCAAUUGUGUACUUCGAGCAAUGGGGUCUAUGCCUGAAGGAAGGAAAUGUGUUACUUGCAUUGGAUGCCCUAUUGACGAGUCAAAGCGUAGUAAAUUGGGUAAAUGCUCUCGGAUGAUGAAGCGAUUGCUUAAUGACCUAGAGGUUCAUCAAGUAAUGAAGUCAGAGAAAUUAUGCUCUGCGAAUCAAUUGCCAUCUGAAUAUGUCUGUGUUAAUGGGAAGCCUCUCUGCAGUGAAGAGCUGGUUAUACUACAAAACUGCCCCAGUCCCCCAAAAAAACUAAAGCCUGGAAAUUAUUGGUAUGAUAAAGUAUCUGGUCUUUGGGGAAAGGAAGGAGAGAAGCCUUCAAAAAUUAUCAGCCCUCAUUUGAACGUAGGCGGUCCAAUUAAUGUUGAUGCUAGCAAUGGAAACACAGGAGUUUAUAUCAAUGGCCGCGAGAUAACAAAAAUAGAGUUGCGAAUGUUGCAGCUUGCAGGAGUCCAAUGUGCUGGAAACCCACACUUUUGGGUGAAUGAUGAUGGUUCAUACCAAGAAGAGGGGCAAAAAAAUACGAAAGGUUAUAUUUGGGGAAAGGCUAGAACAAAACUUUUGUCUGCUGUACUAUCGCUGCCUGUUCCUUCUAAAUCCAUUCAUUCUUCGGGAGAGCAAGUGAGUAAUGUAACAAGUCAAAUAGUGCCCGACUACCUGGAGAAAGUAACAGUGCAGAAGCUACUUUUGAUUGGAUACAGUGGAUCUGGGACCAGUACCAUUUUUAAACAGGCCAAAAUCCUAUAUAGAGACAUUCCUUUUGGGGAGGAUGAACGUGAAAAUAUCAAAUUAUUGAUUCAAACUAAUGUCUAUGGGUAUCUUUGCAUAAUCCUUGAAGGCCGUGAACGUUUUGAAGAUGAAAGUUUGAAUGAUAUGAGGAAAGAUAAGCCUUUUGAGAUUUGUGGCAACGAAGGAGAUAAAGAAAACAAGAAUGAAUCUAUCUACUCGAUAUGCCCAAGGCUGAAAGCAUUCUCCGACUGGCUUCUCAAGAUAAUGGCAUCUGGAAAUUUGGAAGCCAUUUUUCCAGCUGCCACUCGGGAAUAUGCACCAAUAAUUGAAGAAUUGCUGAAAAGUGAAGCCUUGAAAGCUACAUACAGCCGGAGAAGUGAACUAGAAAUGCUCCCGAGCAUAGCUAGCUAUUUUCUGGAAAGGGCUGUUGAUAUAUUGCGAAUAGAUUAUAUACCUUCUGAUGUGGAUAUUUUGUACGCCGAGGGUGUGACUUCAUCAAAUGGGCUUGCUUGUGCGGACUUUGCAUUCCCCCUUCCAGCAUCUGAUGAUAGUUUUGACACAGUGGAUCAACAUGAUUCCCUGCUCAGGUUUCAACUAAUUAGAGUGCAAGCCAGAGGUGUUGCAGAAAAUUGUAAGUGGCUAGAAAUGUUUGAAGAUGUCCGAGUUGUCAUUUUCUGUGUCGCUUUGAGUGACUAUGACCAGUUUGGUACUGAUGGUGAUGGAGCUUUAGUGAACAAGAUGAUGUUGAGCAGGAAGUUAUUUGAAAGCAUUGUUACCCACCCAACAUUUGAUCAGAUGGAUUUUCUUCUCAUACUCAACAAAUGUGAUUUAUUUGAGGAAAAGAUAGAACAUAGCCCUUUGACUCAAUGUGAAUGGUUUGAUGAUUUCCAUCCGUUGAUUAGUAGUCAUCAUCGCUCAAACAACAGCUCGAGCAACAUUAACUAUAAUCCUUCCCUUGGUCAGCUGGCUUCCCACUAUGUUGCAGUUAAGUUCAAGAGGCUCUUCUCAUCUCUCACAGACCGAAAGUUAUACGUUUCAUUAGUCAAUGCGAUGGAACCAGAAAGUGUUGACGAAUCCCUUAAAUAUGCAAGGGAGAUUCUGAAGUGGGAUGAAGAGAGAGCCAACUUCAGCUUGAGCGAGAAUACAAUGUAUAGUACUGAGGCAAGUUCAUUUUCUCAGUGAAGUCAGUCAAUAGCAGCAGAGAUGGUUUGUAAAUGUCAACAUUUCAAAUUAUUAUCAAUGGCCGGAUAUUGUACAUAAGAAGGGCUUGUAAAUGAAAAGAGAAGUUUAGGCAGGAGCUGAUUCAUGUGAGAACUUGUCAUUUGAGAACGCGUAGUGGGGUUCUCGUGUGAUUGCAGCCUCAGGGUCUCGCUAUGGUGUUUGUACUAGUGAAUUAUGAAUUUUACAUAGAUCUUUAAUACUGUGCCACGUAAAGACUUCGAUCUAUUUCAAAUGUAACAUAUGAUAUGAAGAAGCAAUAUGAUUUUUGAAGA